Molecule: messenger RNA, 938 nt
Organism: Mangifera indica (mango)
Lineage: Eukaryota; Viridiplantae; Streptophyta; Magnoliopsida; Sapindales; Anacardiaceae
Exons: 2
Coding region: 20-880 (286 amino acids)
Cellular component (GO): plasma membrane
Source: RefSeq, a predicted model, not a curated record
AUCAUCAUCAUCAACACACAUGUCUAGCUCAGGCAAUAUGCAGCCCUCCCAUGGAAGUGUAACAGAAAUCUUCAAGGCGAAAAAUGCCGCCCUUUUACUGUUGGACUAUGACGAGGAUAAGUCGUUAAGGUUUCUUCGGCAUGGCGGGUUUGCUGUGAACCUUAUCAUGCAAUCAUGGAGCCCAGUUUUGAUGGUGAGCUGCAUGGUGGAUGAGCUUCAAUGGCCGAUCACGAAGGACGCUCCGGUUAUUCGGAUUGGGAAGAGGACCUUCGCCUUUGCGAUGCCGGGGAUUUUAUAUGGCCUCCAAUUUCCUUCGUGUUGUGAGGACGAAAUGAUGGAUACACUUGAAAGGGUUUUCAUGAAAUUUGCUUGCUACAAACAGCUUAGUCAGGGAGUAGCUGGUUAUUCUUAUGCUGAUACUACACCCAAUUUCUGGUCCAAAAUGCGUCCACAAAUUGAAAAUAUUGCGCACAGCACCCUAGCUGGGUUCGGAAUCGGCCCCGGGAAAUCACCUUCUGCGGUUGGCAGCCAGGCAUCCGGCUUACUCAGAGCUAUCAGGACGUCCGCAUCGACGAAAAUGGUGCACGAAGCAAUUGUGUCUGGUGCCCUAAAGGCUACGCACAUUGACAUUCAAGACUUGAGGCCACAGCAGAAAUGUGGUGAGCAUGAAUAUCAAAGCAUUAUUUCCCAGCAGGCCUUCUCUUCAAUUUGUGUUUUCAAUAAUUUAGUUCAAGCUGUGGAGCUGGCUUGGGUGGCUGCAAAUGGCGAGUCUCAUUUGUUGAAGCAGAAAUUCCAAGGAAAUAUGAAGGACUUGGUGGGGUUCAAGAUUUGGAGAUUGAAUGAAAGGGGUUUGGUUGCUUUCAUAGAAAAAUUAAUAUGAACUCUUCUCAUAGUAUCAACUUUAGGUAUGAAUCGGUUAAACAGCCGGUCGAGUUCUU